Messenger RNA from Metarhizium acridum CQMa 102, 3912 nucleotides. RefSeq lists its product as uncharacterized. NCBI's taxonomy places the organism in Eukaryota, Fungi, Ascomycota, Sordariomycetes, Hypocreales, Clavicipitaceae. The record is from RefSeq and is a predicted model, not a curated record. Gene Ontology annotation, biological process: RNA 3'-end processing. Gene Ontology annotation, molecular function: nucleotidyltransferase activity.
AUGGACGCCAGGUCUGCGACCUCAGAACCUCAGCAUCCUUAUCCCCCAAGCCCUUGGACGGCGACUUCCGCUUCCACGACGCUUUCUGCAGAGUCCACCAGCAACGGGACUGCGCACUCGCAAUCGUCGGAAAGUCCCCCGGACGCAGCUGCUCACCCCGUCCCUGCCGGGGCCGCGGCGCCAUAUGCCCAGCUCGACUUCCUUCCCCUUCUCUUCCCCCAGCAAAACAUCUACCACGCCCAGCUUCUGCACUACAACAAGCUCAUCUCGCCCUCCCGCGGAGGUGGACUCCAGACUCCGCCCCUGCCCCCCGUCGUGUCCUCCCCCCACGUGCAGGCUGGACCCCGAUCAAGAUCAUCUAGCAGAGUGUCCUUGAAAGACGCAUCGGCCAGCAAGGGAGCCGCGUCAGGAGGCAAUGGGAACCGCUCGCAUCACAACUCCGACAAAACCAACCGUCCGGUUAUUACGUCCAAAGACACCCCUUCCAAAAUGCCCCCCAAACACUCAGUCGAGACAUCGAGGAGCGUUCCUCAACGAUCCAAUGCCGCAGCUUCUUUAGCCCACGGACAGUCCCACUCGAACUCUGUGCCGUCUACGCCUCAUCAGCAUGCUCGACAGUUUUCGUUCGAGUCACGGGAGCCUUCUCCAACUGCCGCCAACAACCAUUCCCCCCGAUCGGCAUAUUCGGAAACUAAUAGCACACUGCCCUCAUUACGGCCCCUGCCUCCUAGGCUUGGUGGAUGCAAAUACGAGACUGCUCAGAUCAAUUCGAGACGCAGAAUACCGUACUCUGUGGGAAGUGACCGACUCGAAAAACUGGACUUGCGAACUGUCAAGAACAAGCUGUCAGAGGAUGAGGAGAGAAAAUUAGCUGCAGAUAUGCGCGAGAUAUACAAUCACUUAUUACCGACCGAAGAGGUUGAAGAAAAGCGGAAAAAGCUGGUUCAGAAGCUGGAAAAAAUAUUCAACGAUGAGUGGCCCGGCCAUGAUAUCCGUGUGAAUUUAUUUGGGUCGUCGGGCAAUCUGCUAUGUUCAGAUGACUCGGAUGUGGACAUUUGCAUCACCACUUCAUGGCAAGAAUUGGAAGGAGUUUGCAUGAUAGCUGACCUCCUCGCAAGGCGCGGAAUGGAAAAGGUUGUUUGCAUAUCUGCGGCCAAGGUGCCCAUUGUCAAGAUCUGGGAUCCUGAGCUUGGUCUGGCCUGCGACAUGAAUGUGAACAAUACUCUUGCCCUCGAAAAUACCAGAAUGGUUCGCAUAUACGUGGAAGCCGAUCCUCGUGUUCGCCAAUUGGCAAUGAUUAUCAAAUACUGGACCAGGAGGAGAAUUAUCAAUGAUGCCGCUUUUGGCGGCACAUUGAGUUCUUACACGUGGAUAUGCCUUAUUAUCGCAUUUCUUCAACUCCGCAGUCCUCCAGUUCUCCCCGCAUUGCAUCAACUGCCAUAUAAGAUGCCAAGAUCAGAUGGCACCCCCAGCGAAUUUGCGGAUAAUCUUAAGAAGAUCAAAGGAUACGGCAACAAAAAUAAAUCAUCUGUCGCAGAGCUGUUGUUCCAGUUUUUUCGAUUCUACGCUCACGAAUUUGAUUACGACAAGCACGUGCUAACCAUCAGGCAGGGAAAGCUUCUGACAAAACAAGAAAAGAAGUGGAAUUAUGCUCUGAACAAUCGAUUAUGCGUCGAGGAGCCUUUCAACGUUUCUCGAAAUCUCGGAAAUACCGCCGACGAAUAUGCGUUUCGCGGCCUACACUUGGAGCUACGUCGCGCGUUUGAUCUGGUUUCCGAGGCGAAGCUUGACGAGGCGUGCGAGCAAUACGUAUUUCCGAAGGAAGAAGAGCGCGUCUGGACCCGACCAGCCCCGCAGCCCCGUCCGGUUCUUCUUCGAAGCUCGUCACAGUCACACUCUGGUCGAGGCGGGCGAGGACAUCACAGAGGCGGCCGUCACAACAACAAUUUCCACAGGGGCGGAGGGGGGUCGAAUAGAAGAGCCUCCUCGAGUAUACCGGCUUAUGAGCAAAGUAUGUUUGUGCCAUUGAGUAUGCAGCAGGACAUGUCGUGGCUCCAGACACCCCAGUACCCGUUUCAAUACGCUCAGCAGGACCUCAUGACGCAAAUAGCCUAUCAAGAGCAAAUGCGACACUUUCACAACUUGUACGCGCAGGGCCCCUUCCUUCCGCACCAAGUAAUUGGCCAGCAGCAGCAAAGACUGUCUGUCAACUGUGGUUCAGGUCAGCAGCCAUCGGACCGAUCAAGAACAAACUCCUUCGACAAUGUACCGGUUACCGCGCCACUACGACCAGAAAUAUACGCCCUGUAUGGGAUGAACAUAGGCCACGCUUUUCUUCAACAAAAUGGCUACGGAUCUUACCCUUCGAGCCCUGCAACGACGAGUAACAACGCAGCUCAAGACUUCCGCCGGUCCCUCCAAAGAUCCACAAUCUCUACCGAGGGAGGGGCAUCGACGUCAAGCAGCUCGCUUAGGUCCCAGUCGCAGCCAGCACAGAGGUCGCCGUCUGCCAACCCUGGUGCGGGCUAUCAACUGGGCAGCCAAACUCCAGCCAGCGCAACGUUGUCUGCACCGAGACAAACGAAUAACAUAACAAUACCAAGUUUUAUGCCCGAUGAUACUGAUUUUGAUGAGACGCCCAAAGCCGCGUCCGAAUCGCCAGAGUCUGUAGAUGCCAAGUCGUCUGGCUUCUUCCAAGCCAGAAGCCUGAGUCCGACUAGACCUGCCCAAUUUCAACCGCAGCAGCAGCAGCAGCAGCAUCUGCCAAAUGGUAUUGCCUUUGGAGACCUUGCCGCAAAGUCUUCGAGUCCUGAAAGACGACGACUCUCAAUAGAGCAGCUCCCUCAGACGCUGCUAGACCGAAGGAUGCGCAGAGCGUCCAGGUCUCCAUCUCCUCUAGGGCACGCCCGCGCAUUUUCCGUUGGUGGGACCUCUUCUGCCCCGUUGACAUCUACACCAUUCCCUAGUAGUCAGGGCAGCAAAGCCUCGUCAAGACCACUGGUGGUAAACGGCUCAGGAUUGAAAACUGCAGUAACCCCACCUGGUCCAUCGCCCUCGAGUAGGGCAGAAUCACUGGGGUCCGAGGACUCACCAGUGGCCGGUAUGGAGAAUGCUUUGCAUAUCAGUACAGUCCCCGUCUGGCCCGUUCAGCCUCCUGCCAACACGACAUGCCAGCCGUCGGCACCAUCCCAAGUCCAACAGGCGCCUUCACCUUGGACCUUGGACCGGCCGCCGAUUGUAGUCAAUGGAUCCAGCGCGGCGUUGUCCAUGCCACACUGUGCAGAAGACGCCUCAUUCAAAGAUCGCAUUGCGCUGAUGAAUUCCAUCUACUUGACUAGUCAAAUGAACCAACAAGAAGCCCCCAAUGGCGCCGCUGCCCGUCUCUCGCCAUCCGCCAGGCAACGCUUGAUGUCUCGACAGCCUCAAAACGGUGUCAUUGCUCCGCUGGAUCUGGCAAUUGGUGACAAUAGGGUGGGCAAGCCUGCGGCAGUCGAUGCUGCCCAUCUUUCUCCUGUAUAUGAAACGCGAACACCCUCGCCAACUACGCUUCGGAAGCAACAGCCAGCCGCGUCGAUCCCAACAUGGCUACCCAACAAGCCAGCCGCAAAGGCUGAAACAAGCAAGCCCACUCGCGUGGAUCUUCCCAAGGAGGCACUGCACAACCAGGACCACCGGCACCCUCAACUUGUCGACGCAGAGAAGGCCCAUAAGGGUCAGAAACCAUUCGUGGCAGCAGUCAAGUCGGCGCCGCAGCGAGAAAACGGACACGUGCGCGGCGCGAAGAGUGAGGGCGACGGCGGUUGGCAGAAGGCUGCUGGCAAAGGAAAGAAGAAGGCCUACAACGCAGUCUCAACACAGUCCUCGCAAGCCGAGCUCCUACCGAAGAAUGGGUUCGAACGCAAAGGCGGUUAG